This is a messenger RNA of Peniophora sp. CBMAI 1063, 1455 nucleotides long. The record is from the annotation of a GenBank genome assembly. NCBI's taxonomy places the organism in Eukaryota, Fungi, Basidiomycota, Agaricomycetes, Russulales, Peniophoraceae.
AUGCCCACGUCCUUGAGACCAGUCGCCGGUCCUUCUCGAAUACUACACCGCUCUUUUACAAAGUCAUACACUCCGCGCAAUGCUCCGCGCGAUCACAGCGCUUCAGCCAAGCUCUUCGCCGAUGCGGAGGCCGAAGAGUCUGCUCCGGCUCCGCGCGAACCCAAGCUGCCUCACGCGCUGAGAGAGGCGGAGAAUUGGACUGGAGAUGAGAGGAUGGAGGACGCUGUGCUCAGGAUGCUCGUCGACAAGUACAAGCCCUUGCGUUCUGGGCCUGUACGGUCUGCCGACGAGAAGCUACGCUCGAAUCCGCCUGAAGUUGCUUCUUCACAUGCUGGCUCUGGACUCGGUUUAUCUGAGGCCGAAGAGGCUGCUCUGGCCGAAGAUAUCAUCACUACUGCUACUCGUUCUAUGAGCGCGCCGGCAUAUGCUACAUCUACAGCUGCAUACCAGCCCUCACCGUACUACAAAGCCGAUACACCACUCCUCCCAGCCAUCGAAGGUCACAAACCCUGGCACACGACAUACGUCGUCCCCAGCCACUCGUCCUCCUCAAUCAAAUACGGCGCUAUCCCUCCACAAUCCUCCCAGCGGACACGCUCUACGAAGCCAAGCCUAGAGGAGAUGGACGACAAGACACGGAGGAAGGUUAGGGAGACAGCGAAGAGGGCACAGGUGGGGAAGAGGUUGGGGAAUGCGAGGGAGAGUACGUUGGACUAUAAGCUUGGGUUGAGAGGGAAGAUGCCGGGCGGAGGACGGGCGAAUCCAACUACCGUGAAGGGGUGGGUGGGGCUUGUCGAGGAUCGGAUCGAGCGAGCACGCCAAGCUGGUCACUUCAACAAUGUCAAGGGCCGAGGUCAGCCCAUCCAACGAACAGCGGACGAAGGGAACCCCUUCUUGCCCCGCGAAGAGUUCCUCAUGAACCGCAUCGUACAGCGGCAAGGGGCCGCACCUCCAUGGGUCGAACUGCAGAACGAGCUUGAGAUAGCGCUCUCUUCGUAUCGCGACCUGCUACGACAGUCGUGGGUCCGACGAGUAGUUCGUAUGCUCCCACUACAUCAUCAUCCGAAGGACCUCGAGCGGUUUACCCUCGACGAUAUCCGGGCAUACCGUGACGCUGACUGGAUAGCGCGCGAGGCGAGCUAUCAUAAUGUCGCUAUUGACGAGCUGAAUGCGCUCGUGAGGAAGUACAACGGUGUGGCGCCUGCGGUCGUCCGCCGGCCGUACUACAUUUUGAGCACCGAACUCGAACGUGCAUACAACGAUGCCGCUGAAGAGAUCCUGGCCACACUUGCUGAGCGCGCACACUCGUCAUCCAGCCCUUUCCGUGGACGAGGACUAUUGGCUGACGAGAGUGCAGGAGGCGGCGGCGGCGGACCUGCCAGUGAGGAAGACAUCGGCCUUUGGGAUGUUGUAGUGGGAUGGUUCCGCAAAGAGCCAAAGCGCGCUGGGCAGUGA